Messenger RNA from Closterium sp. Naga37s-1, 13002 nucleotides. NCBI's taxonomy places the organism in Eukaryota, Viridiplantae, Streptophyta, Zygnematophyceae, Desmidiales, Closteriaceae. The record is from the annotation of a GenBank genome assembly.
AUGUCGUGGGUGGGCAGGCGCAGCGCGCGGGAAGGGCAGGCGCAGCCCCGGGGGGAGGGCGAGCGCGGGGAGGCUGAACAGGGGAAGGUAGAGCUGGGGAGGCUGGAACUGGGGAAGGUAGAUCUGGGCAGGGAAGAACUGAGAGGGGCGGAGGUGGGGCAGAGGGAUGACGAGGUAGAACCAGGAAAGGUAAGUCCCAGCAGCGAAGCUGACGAGUGCCAGGCGGCGUUGACUUGCGUUGACUCACCAGGAAGCCAAACUCCACCGUCGCCGACCCUUGGGAAUACCGGCGCUAGAGCUGGGGACCUUAGAAUGGGGGGGACCGGGGAGGUCAAGAUGGGGGAAGCUGGGGAUCUGAGAACGGGAGCAAGAGGCUGCCUCGAUAACUCGUUUAAAGACGCGCCGGACGACUAUGUAGACGAGUAUUUAGACGACCAGGAGGGCGGGGCUGGGGCAGGGGAGGAGAAAACGAAAGGUGGUGGUACAAGGGAGGAGAAGGGAGGUGGUUUAGACGGGGCGAAGAGGCAUGGUAAGGCUAGUGAGGGGGUUCAGCAUGGGGAUUUGAGUUUUGAGAUGCCGACUCAGAAACAGGCGGUUGGGAAGGGAGAUUUGUAUUGCCAGGGGGACCUCUAUGGGAAACAGCUCAGAGGAGAGGAUAAGAGGGAUGGCAAGGCUGGUGAGGUGGUAGCGCGUGCGGAUUUUAGUUUCGAGGCGCCUCAGAACUCAAGGCGUGGCAAGGCUGCUGGUGACGAGGUUCAGCAUGGGGACUUGUAUGGGGAACGGCCAAGAGGAGCGGAUAAGGGUGAUGGGAACGCUGGUGAGGUGGUUGGGCGUGGGGAUUUGUAUCGCCAUGGGGAUCUGUAUGGGGAACCGUUGAUAUCGCAACUAUCAUCCCCAUCCUCCUCGUCCUCCUCCUCAGCAUCAGAGGGAGCAGCAGAGGGAACAGAAGGGGAGGCAGCAGGGAAGAAUGAGCGGGGUGCUGGCAGGAUGACAGACGACAGAUCAAUCGGCAGAGAGAGUGGCAGGGAGAGUGGCAGGGAGAGUGGCAGGGAGAGUGGCAGGGAGAGUUGCAGGGAGAGUGGCAGGGAGAGUGGAAGAUCAGCCCGCAGGAGUAUGAGGGGAACCUCUAUCACUCCUGACAGCCCCUCUAUCAGGAGGCGUGGGGGGGCGGUGGGCAGUGGCAGGCAGCUGGGCUACGGCGGUGCUGUGGGGUCCUUUAGAGACUUUGUGCCUUCACAUAACAUCGUGCCUUCAAACGACAUGUGUGACGCCGUUCAGUUAAGGGAUCCCGUGCCGUCGCACAUGCCAUUUCAAGCAAGUGAUUCGGUUCCGAGUGAUUUGGUUUCAGGUGAUUCCGGCCAGUUUGACUCGUUGCCUGCUGUCGAUGCGGGUGGCUCAGGUCGCUGGAACGGUUCAGAACAGUUCAGUGGGCGUGCGGAGGGGCAUGGGGAGGUGCAGAAGCUCCAGAAAAAGCAGCAGGAGGAUAAGCAGCAGCAGAAGCAGAAGCAGAAGCAGCAGCAGGAACAGCGUGAGCAGAAGCGGGUGCAGGCAGCAAUCCCGCCACCUUUGAAACUAGUAGAGGGGGGAGGCGUGCAGGGGAGCGUGCUAGGGCGGCCGUACGUUGCACUGCAGAGCCGCUUCGUGGUGGGGAGAAGGGAGAUCGGGCGAGGGCAGUUUGGUGUGAUCUACAAGUGUGUGCCUCGCGGUGCGCUUGGAGGGGCGGCGUUCGCCUGCAAGUCCAUAAAAAAGAAGGACAUCCAGACCCUGCCAGGAGCAGAGGAUAUCCGGAGGGAGGUAGAAGCAUUGGAGCGAGUGAAAGGGCAUCCCGGGAUAGUGGAGUUGAACUCCACGUUCGAGGACCCCCAUGCGGUGCACCUGGUGAUGCAGCUGUGCCGCCAUGGGGACCUCUUCGACCACGUCAAGACGCGCACACGCCUCCCGGAGCCCACCGCCGCGUGCAUUCUGAGCCAGCUGCUGCACGCGCUGCAGCACUGCCAUGACUUGGGCGUGAUUCACCGCGACGUGAAGCCGGAGAAUGUGCUUAUAUAUGCACGGGGAGGGGGAGGCGGGGACGGGGAGAAGGUUCUUGUGAAGCUGGGGGACUUUGGCGUCGCAACCCGGUUCUCCCCAGGCAUGCCCUGCACGGACCCAGUGGGAACGGCCAUGUACAUGUCACCAGAGCUGCUGCAAGGCAGCUACGGGCCGGCAGCAGACGUGUGGAGCGCCGGCAUCGUGCUCUAUGUGAUGCUCUCCGGGGCUCUUCCGUUCUUUGCCACCAAGAACCGCUCGCUUAUUGAGGCGAUCAUGCAUGGGCCGGCUCGGAUGGAGGGGCCGCGGUGGGAAGGAGUGUCGGAGGGAGCGAAAGCAGUGGUGCGGAGGAUGCUUGAGAAAGAUCCAGCGGAGAGGGCCACAAUACAACAGAUUCAUGGCCCAGCGGCGCGCGAUGCGGCGCAGGAUGAGUACGCUUUGGCGGACGAUCAUCGGUCGCAGGGCGACGUCGCAGAGUGGCCGUCGGCUCUUGACCAGCUGUCGCAGCCGAACUCGUUUCGCGCGGACGACUGGGACCUGGAGCAGGGCGACAGCCGAGAUCCCGACGGCGAAAUCGGCGAGGAUACCGGUUUUCGCGACAGCCGAAUCGACCGCGACGCCAGCGGGAGAAUGGGGCAGUCCGUCGGCGCGAGCAGGAGGGGGGAAGGCGGGGAUAGCAUGAUACGCGGAGAGAGAGGCGGAGAGAGGGACGAUGGGGGAUAUAGAGGCAGCGCUAGAAGCGGAAGGAGCGAGGGGGGGGCUUACGUAGUCGAGAUGGACAUGGGUAGACAGGAGACUCUUUCGCAUGGCCUCGCGGACAUGCCGGAUGGUAACCCGGUAACCAUAGCGACUGCCAGAGGCUUGGUCGAUGGCGAUACCGCCGCGAGAGACGGUGAGAGUGAGAGCAGCGGCGACUCGUACCGCGACGCGGAGAGCUUCUCGUCUUCUGGCGAGUCUAGCCUUAACGAGUACGGGCAGGAGGGCGACGAAGAGGAGAGUCUCAGCAGCCACGCCGGGGACGACGAGGAGGACGAAAUCGGGGAAGCUUAUAACGGGGCGAAGAGGAACACGUGGCCGUUGGUGGUUGGCAUGAGGGAAUUAAAGUGGUGGCAGCAGGCGGUGCUGGUGCUGGUGGUGGCGGUGGGACUCAUUGGAGUGUCAUACGCCAUGCUGGCAGCGGCCAAAGUGGGAGACUUGCUCUUCCUGCCUGCGCCUGUCUGGCCCCCCACAGGCCUCGCGCUCUUUGCUGUCCUCGCACUGGGCUACUGCAUCUGGCCGGCACUCUUCCUCUCAGGCACGGCCCUCUCGCUCACCUACGGCACCCUCCACGUCACCCUGCCGCGCCUGCAGCUCAUCCUCUACUCCCUCGUUAUAGGCACGGACCGCACGCUCUUCGUGCUCCUCCUCGCAUUCUUCCCCUCCUACCACUCUGGAACGCACUGGGCUAUCGCAUCUGGUCGGCACUCUUCCUCUCAGGCACGGCCCUCUCCCUCACCUACGGCGCCAUCCACGUCACCCUCCCGCGCCUUUGAGGCGCCUCAAAAGUUCCCUCAUCUCCACCCCCACCCCUAUCCCUCCCCCCAACAGGCUCUAGGCUACCGCAUCUGGCCGGCACUCUUCCUCUCAGGCACGGCCCUCUCGCUCACCUACGGCACCCUCCACGUCACCCUGCCGCGCCUCCAGCUCAUCCUCUACUCCCUCGUUAUAGGCACCGACCGCACGCUCUUCGUGCUCCUCCUCGCCUUCUUCCUCACGCGCUUCCUCCGCCGCCAACCCACCGACCUCACCCCGCUAGACCGCGUGUCCAACAACUUCCGCCUCUUCUUCUUCUCCUUCCUCAUCUCGUUCAUCUUCGAGGGGAUCGUGUCAAUCGUCCUGAGUCUUAUCGGAGCAGAGACACCUGAAACUGCUGCCAUUACUGGGUGCUUUCGAACGCUGGCGAGCUUCUCAGGGAUCAUUCUCACGCUGCCGUUGCUUAUGCAAGUGGCGGUGUGGAAACCUUUCCCAGCAGCGUCAUCAGCGUCAUCACCAUCAGCCGCAGCAGCAGCUGCACAAAUCCAACCUAAUCCUCGUUCUCCACAUUCCUCCACAUCCCAUCCGCCUUCCCACUCCUUCCCUCCCACGCAAUCCUGGCUACCCUUCCUCUGCCAACUUCUCUCCACCCCCAAGAGCUGGGAAUUCCUCGCUCUAUUCCUCCUCAACACAGGCAUAUCUCUCCUCAUUUUCGCCCCAGGAACCAGCCCUCUCAUCGUCUCCCUCCCCUACAUGCUCUUCCCAGGGGUCCUCUGGGCAGCGGUUAGAUUUAACCGCCACGGCUCGGGCCUCAUGCUGCUGCUGGUGGUGCUGAUCGCGUGCUGCUGCACGGCCAGAGGGUGGGGCCCGCUGGUGAGGGAGAAGGCGAAUGAGACGACUCUGCAGCUGCAGGUGUUUGUGGUGACGGUGGGCGUGGUGGGAGUGGUGGUGGCUGCAGCUGUGAGGGACACGAAUCGGCUGAGGAAGGAGCUGCGAAGGUUAAAUGCGCGGCUUGAGGGGGAGGUGCAGCGACGCACGGAGCAGAUCCGGCAGUACAACGAGGCAAAUGAGACGACUCUGCAGCUGCAGGUGUUUGUGGUGACGGUGGGCGUGGUGGGAGUGGUGGUGGCUGCAGCUGUGAGGGACACGAAUCGGCUGAGGAAGGAGCUGAGAAGGUUAAAUGCGCGGCUUGAGGGGGAGGUGCAGCGACGUACGGAGCAGAUCCGGCAGUACAACGAGGUGUUUGUGGUGACGGUGGGCGUGGUGGGAGUGGUGGUGGCUGCAGCUGUGAGGGACACGAAUCGGCUGAGGAAGGAGCUGAGAAGGUUAAAUGCGCGGCUUGAGGGGGAGGUGCAGCGACGCACGGAGCAGAUCCGGCAGUAUAACGAGGUAAAUGAGACGACUCUGCAGCUGCAGGUGUUUGUGGUGACGGUGGGCGUGGUGGGAGUGGUGGUGGCUGCAGCUGUGAGGGACACGAAUCGGCUGAGGAAGGAGCUGAGAAGGUUAAAUGUGAGGUUGGAAAGGGAGGAGCAGCGUCAGACGGAGCAAAUCCGGCAGUACAAUGAGGACUUGAAGAUGUCAAAGGAGGAGCUGGAGGAAGCGGGGAGGGCCAAGACGGAGUUCCUGGCCAACAUGAGCCAUGAGAUACGUUCUCUCUUCCUUCACCCCAUCUCCUCCUCCUUCCCCCUCCGUCUUCCCCAUUCUCAAUCCUCUUCUCCUCCCUUCCUGUCUUCUCCCUUCCCACUCCUCUUCUUCUCCCUUCCUGUCUUCCCCCUUCCCAAUCCUCUAUGCUCUACCCUUCCCCCCCCAGCACGCCCAUCCACGGCAUCAUCGGCAGGACAGCUCUCGCCAUGGACACCCUCGAACCGUCCCGCCCGUCCUCAAAUCCUCAAUCUUCUCCCAUCCUCCCCUCCCGUCCUUUCCCUCCCAUCCUUUCCCUCCCGCCCUUUCCCUCCCGCCCUUUCCCUCCCGCCCUUUCCCUCCCGCCCUUUCCCUCCCGCCCUUUCCCUCCCGCCCUUUCCCUCCCGCCCUUUCCCUCCCGCCCUUUCCCUCCCGUCCUUUCCCUCCCGCCUCCCUCCCGUCCUUUCCCUCCCGCCCUUCCCUCCCGCCCUUCCCUCCCCCAGCACGCCCAUCCACGGCAUCAUCGGGAUGACAGCCCUCGCCAUGGACACUCUCGAGUCCCUCCGCGCCAUCCCGUUACCACCCAUCCCACACCACUCCUCCCACUCCGCCUCUGCCGCCGCCGCCGCCGCAGCAGCAGCGCUGGCGGAGCGGAGCGAUCUGACGGUGGAGGUGCACGAGCAUCUGACGGUGGUGGCGCAAUCGGCCGAUUGCCUGCUGAACAUCGCCAAUACUGUUCUGGACCUCGCGAGAAUAGAAGCAGGGCAGCUUGCUUUGGAUAAAGUGCCUUUCAGGCUGCGGGAUGUGGUUGGCUCGACCAUGAGAAUGCUGCAGGUGAGUGGAUGGGUUCACAGGGAUUGUCUGCUGAACAUCGCCAACACUGUUCUGGACCUGGCCAGGAUCGAAGCAGGGCAGAUUGCUCUGGAUAAAGUGCCUUUCCGGCUGCGGGAUGUGGUUGGCUCGACCAUGAGAAUGCUGCAGGUGAGUGGGGGAAGGAAACAAGGUAAAACAGGGUUGGCAGGGUCAUGCAUGGCGGAUUGUCUGCUGAACAUUUCUGAGGCGCCUCAAAAGUCAUCUUUUGAGGCGCCUCGAAAGUCAUGCAUGGCGGACUGUCAGCUGAACAUUUCCAACACCGUGCUGGACCUUGCCAGGAUCGAAGCAGGGCAGCUGGCUUUGGAUAAAGUGCCGUUCAGACUGAGGGAUGUUGUUGGCUCCACCAUGCGCAUGCUGCAGGUGAAUGGAGUGGACCAUAUGGUGGUGCUGGUAGUGCUGGCUGGCAGUGCUGAUGGAGCUGAGCUGAUGGGGGCAUUGCUUGAUGCAGCAUUCAGUUUUUCCCUUCCUCGCCUCACUCCCCUCCCCCUCUCUCCACCACCCUCCAGGUACGGGCGGGAAAGAAGUAGCUGCCUUCUCAUUGCACCUUGUGGAGAACGUGCCUCUGGAGCCUACGGGAGCAGAUGCUUGGUGCGAGCGGAGCAGAAGCAGCUGGCCUUCUCAUGGCACGUGGCAGAGAAGGUACCUCUGGAGCUCAUGGGGGACCCGGGCAGAUUGCAGCAGUGCCUCAUCAAUCUGGCUGAUGGGAGAGGAGACACAGGCGGGCUGCAGCAGUGCCUCAUCAACCUUGUGUCAACUCUCCUCUUUUCGUCUCUCUUCCUCCCCAUCCCUCAACCAGUGGGUAAUGCGAUCAAGUUCACAGAGAUAGGGUCAGUGACGCUCGAGAUUUCCCUGCUCUUCCGCAGCAGCACCCGUAUCCUCACCAACAUUCCAAUUCUCCCUCCCCUUCUCUUUUUCCACUGCCAAUCUCUCCCCAUCCCUCCACCAGUGGGCAAUGCGAUCAAGUUCACAGAGACAGGGUCCGGCAGCCGCCGAGCCUCCCUCUUUGGUCCGGGAAAGAGAAGCCGACGUGGCAGCCAGGAGUUGGCUGAGCUGGGAGGGGGGUUAGGAGUAUACCAGUGUCUUGGUUACGAGGCUGGUGAUUGGUCAGAACCCUGGGCAGGGGGGGAGGGACGCACAGAUAGCGGGGAGGAAACAGCGGAGUUGGGAGGGGUUUGGAGGGGUGGGAGGUGGCGGGAGAAGAGCUGGGGGCGGGGGUCGAGAAGAGGUGGAGAGGGAGGGGGAGUGGGGGGGAGAGGACGAGGGAGUGAAGGGGUGGUGGAGUGUGGGAGUCUGUCAGAUGGAGAGUCGUUUCCUAGAGAGAGGGGUAGAGGUAGGAGUAUAGAGAGGGGUGUAGGGAGAGGUGGAGAUGUGGACAGAGAGGAGGAGAGGGAUGAGGAGGAAAUGCAGGUGCCUGUGUCUCGAACGCGGUCCAGUGAGACUCGCAGCAGGCGGGUUGACUUCUUAGACGUGGGUCUGGCGGGCAGUGGCAGGAGCAGUGGCAAGUGGAGCGAGGGCGGCCUGAGCAGCCGCAGGGGGGGAGCAGGGUCGCGGGGUGGUAGCGGGUUCUUCUCACGGGCAAGAGAGGAGAGAGAGAGGGAGGAGAGGGAGAGGGAUAGUGAUAAGGAAUUGGGGUCGCCACACCCUCAGAGGGUGUUGGAUUUCAGAGACCUAGGGGAAACAGAUGGAGCUCAACCCAUGCCCUCGUUUCUAGGUGCCAUGCAAGCAUGCGCUGCCCCCUUUGCCUCUUCCCCUUUUGGUGCCUCUUCCACCCCCCCUCUACUCUCCCCCAUGGCUCGUGCUCUCCCCCCACCACAACCCAUCCUCGCUCGCCAGUCCAUGCCGGCCCUCGCAUCCGCUUCCGCACCUGUUUCCGCGCCUGGCUCCGAGCCUCGCUCCGUGCCUGAGCCUGCGCUCGCCCCAGGCUCGGCUCCCGGGCCUCUGGUGUCGCAACGGAGCAACAUGUCCCAAGCUAGUGACUACUCCUCUGUAGUGGAGCUCAGCCGAAACAGCAGCGCACGUUCACACUCACACGUUAGAGGCAGCGCGUUUAGACCAUCUGAGAGUGUACAGCCCUUGGUUUAUGCGCCUGAGGGGACUGUGUUGGACCGGACCGAGAGUGAUAACCUGGCAAGGGCGGUGGGUGCGGAGCUGUUGGAGGGGUUUGGGAGGAGUAGGAGUGUGCGGGUGCAGGAGGGGCGGGGGCAGGGAGGAGGGUGGCCGAGAGGUGGUGGGAGGUAUUUUUACUCACAGCAGCACCAGAGGCAGCCUAGGGAGGGCCGCAGGGGAGAAAGUGGAGGCGGGGGAGGGGUAGCAGGAGGGGGAGCAGCAGGAGGAACGGGGAGAGGGGAGGAGGGAGGGAGGGGGAAGCGCGGCGCAGGUAUGAGUGUGGGAAUGAGUAUAAAGAACAUGCUGUGGAGGCAGUCCUCUCAUGUGAGCACCCAGCGGCUUGAUACUAGUGAUGAGGAGGAGGAGACGGAAGGAGAAGGGAGGCGAGGAGGAGGAGGGAGGGAGAGGGAGGGAGAGGAGGAUGAGGAGGAGGAUGGGGAGGAGGAAGGGGAGGAGGGGAGUGAGGGAGGGAGGUCGGUGUGGCUGAUGGUGGCGGUGAGGGAUACGGGGAUUGGGAUCAGCCGGGAGAAACAGGGCGAGAUUUUCCACAACUUCGUGCAGGCAGAUACGUCGAGCACACGGGUGUAUGGCGGCAUUGGGCUUGGUCUCAGCAUUGUGCAGAGUCUGGUGCACAUGAUGGGGGGCGAGAAUUGGGUGGAGAGUGAAUCCGAUCGAGGCUCUGCCUCCUUCUUCACAGCUCACUUCAACCCUCCAUCAAUCCCCCUUCCCCGCCUGCCCCUUCCCUCCUCUCCCCCCAGUCUCGUGCACAUGAUGGGAGGUGAGAUCUGGGUGGAGAGUGAACCAGACCGCGGCUCGGCUUUCUUCUUCACAGCUCGCCCUAGCUCCACCAUUUCCUUCCUGUCUUUCUUGCCCCCCUCCACUCACCUCUAUGUUUCCCUGCCCUCCCUAAUCCCUCGCCACAGUCUGGUGCACAUGAUGGGGGGGAAGAUCUGGGUGGAGAGUGAACCAGAUCGAGGCUCUUCCUUCUUCUUCACGGCUCGCCUCAACCGCGCCCCCCCCGGCUCUGCUCCCAUCAACCUGCCUCUGGACAUCCCUGCCACCCCAGGCUCCAGCCACGGGGGCAGCGGCAGGCGCCCCUCCUCCCGAGGCGGCCCUGGGGGAGGCUUAUCCCGGGUAGGCAGCAGCUCGGGCAGGGCUGACCGGCUGAGAAUGGGGAUUUCAGGAGGAGCAGGAGGAGCGGGAGGAGCAGGGGGAGCGGGAGCAGCGGGUGUGAUGGAAUAUUCUAGUCCGAGAUCUCAGCUGAUAGGGGCGCUGGGUAUGGGUCUUCCCCUUGUGCUUCCAAGCCCUAUGGCAUACCCUGGUGGUCCCGGCACUCGCAGUGGCCGUUACUCCAACCUCGCCUCCCCCUCCCCCUCUGCUGCCCACACCGCCACUGCCGCACCGUUCAGCAUGAAAUAUGCACCGCUCUCCACCCCUUCCCCUCGCUCUGCUGGCAUCUGGAGGGAUUUAGAGCCUUCCCCCCUGUGGUCGAGACCUGUUAGUAGGGAGGGGCGGGCUAGGGCAACGCGGAUGGCGCCUGGAGGUUUUGGAGGGGGAGGAGGGCGAGGAAGCUGGCUGGGGCAGAGUAUGGGAGGGGAUUCGGGGUCCUUGGGAGGGGAUUCCGGGAGGGCCGGUUCAAGGGGAGGGGAUUCGGGAGGAGCAGCAGCACUGUCGGCACGAAUGCCAUCAGCUGGAGCCGCAAGGCUGAGCGUGGGCGUCAGAGGAGGCACGCUCAACGCCUCGAAUUCCUAUAACGGCUCGUCUGGAGCAUCGUCCCCCUCAGAUGAUGCAUUUGACUUCAACAUGUUCAACACCCAGAUGAAGGCCAAUGCCGCCCUGCCCUCCCCCUCAGCCGCUGGUGGUGGUGCUGCUGGUGGUGGUGGUGCUGGUGGUGGUGCUGCUGCUGCUGCUGCUGAGUCGCGGUAUUACCACUCCAUGCCCAUAUCCCCCACGCCCAUCCGCUCCCACUCCGCCUCCGCCGUGCCUCGAGUGACACCCGUGGCAGCAGGGGGAGCAGUGGUACCAGGGGCAGCAGUAGCAGCAGUAGCAGCGCCGAGUGCCAUGGUAUCAGCUGGCGUUCGAGGGGUGGGUGGCAGUGCAAUCGGUGGUACUGCUGCUGCUGCUAGUAUCGCCGGUGCAGUAGGUGCUAUAGGCAGUGGGGCGGUAUCAGACCCGUCACUCUAUUCCCAAGUGGUGUCAGGCAAUUUCGAUCUUCUCACUGGGGGUUAUUCGCCUCCUCCUAACAACGACUCCUUCUCCUCCUUCCUCACCACCUUCGCAUCUGGUCCCGCCCCUCUGCGUUCUUCUGCUGCGCCUAAGGGGAUGGUGGGGGCGGCAGUGGAGGAAGCAAUGGGCCUGGCGUCUCAGCUGCGGCCAGUCACACCAGGCCACGUGGACCCCCCUCCCCCUCUCGUCUCCGGCCAAUCACGGCUGCACACGUCAGUCACAACCGGCCGGCUGCACAGCGUGCGAAGCGAGGAGCAAGGGCGGCUUGCAUACGAGGCCUCUCAGGUUUACGGUGUGAGGAGAGAGGGGCAAGUGUAUGGUAUGAGGGGCGAUGGGGAGAUUCAGGGUGUGAGGAGCGAGGAGCAAGGCUUGGUGGCGAGGCACCUGGCAGCUCUGGAGUCUGCCGUGGGUAGCUCUUGGCCCGGGAAAGAGGCUGGGGAAGGGAAGCAAGCAGCGAAGCCUGCAUUCCAAUCCAUUUCCUCUGCUGCCCUCAACCCGCCCCACAAGCGCCAGCCCCUUCUCCUCACAGCCACCUCCCCACUCCCUCUUGUUCCCUCCACUAUAGGCACGCCUAUCCUUUGUCUCUGCUGCCCCCAACCUGCCCUACAAACGCCAGCCCCCACUCCUCACAGCCACCUCCCCACUCCCUCUUGUUCCCUCCACCACAGGCACGCCAGCACUCCAAUCCUCUGUCUCUGCUGCCCUCUCAACCCGCCCCACAAGCGCCAACGCGCUCUCCUCACAGCCACAUCCCUGCUCCCUCUUGUCUCCUCCCCACCCUCCCUUCCUCUAUCUUCUCUCCCACCCUUUCCCCACACACAGGCACUCCAAUCCUCUGUCUCUGCUGCCCUCAAUCCGCCCCACAAGCGUCAGCGCCCUCUCCUCACAGCCACCUCGCUGCCUCACCCUGCCUCUCACGCCUCUCGCUCCUUCACCUCUGCGGCUGCGCCUGCUGCAGCUGCUGCUGGCGGUGGUGUUGCUUCAGGCGGAUUCUCAGGUGCUGGCUCAGGUGGGAAGCUAGCCCGAACAGGGUCUGGUGCCGGUGCUGGUAUCAGUGUUGCCACAUCAGCCAUGGGAAAAGAUCCAGCCGCAGUUCCUGGGGGAAAGAAGAAGCAGCAUCAGCAGCAACAGCAGCCGCAGUUCCAGUUGCUCUCAUCCCACCCUCUCUCCUCCACCACCGUUCCCUCUGCUGCCUCCAUCCCUCACUUCUCCUUCAGCAGCAAGAGCCUACGCACCUCGCCCUCCCACUCCUACACCUCUGCUGUUGCUCCCAUUGCUGCUCCGACUGCCCUCUCUGCUGGCCUUCCCCCCCACCCCCAGUCCGCCCUUAUGCGCACACGCUCUGACCCAUCCCAACUCCUCGGUAUCCCCAGAAAGGUUCGGGAUAGGAGCCCGGUUCGGCCCGAACCUGCGAUUCGGCCUGCACCUGGACCUGCAGGAUCCGGGCCUGCAGCAGGCUUGGAGACGGGUCGGCUAGCCGGUAGCCAUAUGUCUGGUUCGGGCGCAGGUUUGCAGAUAGGUUCGGAAAGCAGGCCCGGGCUGAGCUACGGGAGCAGGUCUGCCUCGGUGUUGGUUCCAGGUCCGGUGCUGGGCGGCAUGAGCUUCGGUAGCCGGUCGGCAUCUGGUGCGGUACUUUCCAGGAAGCUGAGCCGAGUGAGAGAAGGGGAGAGGGAGGGGGAAGGGUCGCAGAGAGAGAGGGAAGGGGAUGGGAUUGUGGAGGAAAAGGAGGAAGGAGAAGAGGCAGGGGGAAGGGAAGGGGGAGCGGUUUCAGAAGGAACGGAGGAAGGGGAAGGGGAAAGGGAAGUGGGUGGGCAUGGGAUGGAUAUGGAGAGGAGGGAGGUGAAAGAAGGAGCAGGGCAUGAUGCUGUGCCGUGGACUCCCACCACUGCCGAUGGCUCUACCUCCUUCUUCCACUCGUUUGCCACCUCUUCCACCUCCACCACCCCCACUGCGCUCACCCCUGCUGAUGGCACCACCCCCACCACCACCGCUGCCAACACUCCUGUUGAGGGAGUCACUCCUACCACCCCUGCCAGCAGCACCGCGUUCAACCGCGCUCAAAAGUCCCCCACCACCCCUGGUGCGUCUGAGAAGGAUUCUCCAGCUGCCGUUGCUAUGAGCAGGCCUAUCAGCAGGGGAGCAGAGGACAACCUGGUGAACCAGCGCGUGGCCACACACGCCCUCUCCAAGCAGGGAGCGCGGGUCGAGGUGGUGGGCAAUGGGCAGCUCGCUCUCACUGCUGUGGAAGAACGGGCGGAUUCUUUCGAUCUCAUACUCAUGGACAUUCAGGUGAGCUCUCGUGAACCGUUGUUGUCGGGUGACAAGAGCGGGCCUCUGGUGGCCAUGCUGGCAGGGGUGCGCAUUCUCUUGGCAGAGGACAACCUGGUGAACCAGGGCGUGGCCACACAUGCCCUCUCCAAGCAGGGCGCUCGGGUCGAGGUGGUGGGAAAUGGCCAGCGCGCUCUCACUGCCAUGGAGGAACGGGCGGCGUCGUUCGACCUCAUUCUCAUGGACAUUCAGAUGCCGGUCAUGGAUGGGAUGGAGAUUACUUGCCGCAUUCUUGAUCUGAUAUUAAUCGAUCUAAAGAAAGAUGCUUUCCUCCUUCACCAACUUUCAUUUCCUUUCAGAUGCCCGUGA